AUGUUCAUACCUGACACUUUGAGGAGUUGCAUGGUUGAACCAGACGUUUCGACGUACCUUCAAACACCUUCCUCGGGACAGGGGUGCGAAAAAAUGAUAGAAAGAGAGAAAAAGGGUAACGAUGCGGUCGUUUAUAUAGGAGAAAGAUGGUAG
Messenger RNA from Pediculus humanus corporis (human body louse), 153 nucleotides. RefSeq lists its product as uncharacterized. The record is from RefSeq and is a predicted model, not a curated record. The transcript has 2 exons. Bases 1 to 153 code for a protein of 50 amino acids. Lineage: Eukaryota; Metazoa; Arthropoda; Insecta; Psocodea; Pediculidae.